Leptopilina boulardi is the source of this 4715-nucleotide messenger RNA. RefSeq names its product cytochrome P450 9e2. Bases 65 to 3352 code for a protein of 1095 amino acids. Gene Ontology annotation, molecular function: iron ion binding; oxidoreductase activity, acting on paired donors, with incorporation or reduction of molecular oxygen; heme binding. The record is from RefSeq and is a predicted model, not a curated record. Gene Ontology annotation, cellular component: cytoskeleton. NCBI's taxonomy places the organism in Eukaryota, Metazoa, Arthropoda, Insecta, Hymenoptera, Figitidae. The transcript is spliced from 22 exons.
GUCAGUGCAAAUCUCACUUUAGUGUAACAUCGUAGUUGCUACCAAGAAAUUAUAAUAUCAUAUCAUGAUCUGGAAUAUUAUUUUAAUUUUUUUCUCCCUUAUAAUUGUUAAUUACAUUCUUAAAAUAAUUAAAAGACAAACAUUUUUUAAAACUCAUGGAAUACCACACGAAACGGCUGUACCAAUAUUUGGCAAUAUAUUACCAGUGAUAACUCGUAAAAAAGGUCUUGCUGAUAUAGUAAAAAAAUUGUGCGACACAAAUUCAAAUGCAAAAUACUGUGGAUUUUAUGAUUUCACAAAUCCGGUAAUUAUUCUCCGUGAUCAUGAAUUAGUUAAAUCAGUUUUAAUCAAAAAUUUCGAGAGUUUUACCGAUCAUGGUAUACUUGGACCAGAAACAAGUGAUCAACUUUUUGUUAGAAAUUUAUUUAAUUUAAAAGGAGAAAAAUGGCACGAUGUUCGUAAUUUAUUGAGUCCUGCAUUUACAUCAAGUAAAAUGAAAAUAUUCUAUAAACUUAUUUCCAAGAGUACUAUUAAUUUUGUCGAUGGUUAUUUAAUAAAUGACGCAAAAGGUAAUGAAAUGAGAGAAAUGAAAGAGGCCUUUUCACGAUAUAUCAAUGAUGUAAUAACAAGUUGUGCUUUUGGAAUAUAUAUAAAUACAAUGAAAGAUCUAAAGAAUAAUUUUUAUAUAAUUGGCAAAGAAGCAACAAAUUUUGCUAAAUUUUAUUUAAAAAUUAUUUUAAUGAGGGGAUUUCCAAUUCUUAUGAAAUUGUUACGUGUCAAAUUGUUAAAUUCAAAAAUUAAUAAAUUUUUCCAUGAAACCAUUAGAUCGACAAUUAAUAUGAGAGAUAAGAUGGGAAUAACACGACCUGAUAUAUUGCAAAUUUUAAUGAAUGCCAGGGGAAAUGAAAUGAAAAUUGAUCUCACGCCUGAAGAAAUAACUGCUCAAGCUUUUCUCAUUUAUUUUGCUGCGUACGAUACAACAACAACGUGUUUAUCCUUUAUGACACAUGAACUUGCAAUUAAUCCAGAAAUUCAAUCGCGAUUACAAGAUGAAAUUGAUUCUGUUUUUCAUAAAACUAAUGGUGAUCCUUCAUAUGAUGCAAUUAAUGAACUAGAAUAUUUGGAAGCAGUAAUUAAUGAAACAACAAGAAAAUAUCCAAUUUUUGCCUCAUUAGAUAGAGUUUGUACGAAACAAUUUAAUCUUCCACCAGCGGUUCCGGGAGCUAAAUCAGUUGUCGUGAAACCUGCACCAGGUACCUAUUUUCCUGAAAAAGUAAGACUUGAUAAGGCUCCUGAAUUUAGUUUUGGUCACCGUACUCCACUUGAAAAACCUAAUGAAACACCAGCUCCUGGAACUUAUUGUCCAGAAAAAGUUGAUUUUGGCAAAGGUCCACAAUACAGUUUAACUGGUAAAGGCUAUAUCGACAAACUCGAUAAUCUUCCAGCUCCUGGAACUUAUUCACCAGAGAAGGUAAACCUCUUUAAAUCACUACAAUUCACGUUUGGUCUCAGAACACUAACAGAGAAACCCAAUGAUUCGCCAGCUCCAGGAACUUAUUGUCCGGAAAAAGUCUAUUUAAAUAGAGGACCAGAAUAUAGUUUAUAUGGAAAAGGUCCAACCGAAAAACCCAAUGAUGUUCCAGCUCCUGGUACUUAUUGUCCUGAGAAAGUUAAUUUAAAUAAAGGACCAGAAUAUAGUUUAUAUGGAAAAGGACAAUCUGAAAAACCUAACGACGUACCAGCUCCUGGAACAUAUAGUCCUGAAAAAGUGAAUUUAAAUAAAGGGCCAGAAUACAGUUUAUAUGGAAAAGGACUUGUAGAAAAGCCGAAUGAUAUGCCAGCACCUGGAGCAUAUAGUCCUGAAAAAGUAAACUUAAAUAAAGGUCCAGAAUAUAGUUUGUAUGGAAAAGGAUUGUCAGAAAAGCCAAAUGACAUCCCAGCACCUGGAACAUACAGUCCUGAGAAAGUGAAUUUAAAUAAGGGACCGGAAUACAGUUUAUAUGGAAAAGGUCCAUCAGAAAAACCAAAUGACAUUCCAGCUCCGGGAACGUAUAGUCCAGAAAAAGUCAAUUUGAACAAGGGACCAGAGUAUAGUCUAUAUGGAAAGGGGCCAUCAGAAAAACCAAACGACAUCCCAGCUCCUGGAACAUACAGUCCGGAAAAAGUGAAUUUAAAUAAGGGACCCGAGUAUAGUUUAUAUGGGAGAAAUUCACCAGUAAAACCUAAUGACAUCCCAGCACCUGGAACCUAUAGUCCUGAAAAAUUUAAUCUGAAUAAAGGACCAGAGUACAGUUUAUAUGGAAAAGGACAAUCAGAAAAACCUAAUGACCUCCCAGCUCCUGGAACAUAUAGUCCUGAAAAAUUUAAUCUGAAUAAAGGACCAGAGUACAGUUUAUAUGGAAAAGGACAAUCAGAAAAACCUAAUGACCUCCCAGCUCCUGGAACAUAUAGUCCUGAAAAAUUUAAUCUGAAUAAGGGACCAGAGUAUAGUUUAUAUGGAAAAGGUCCAGCAGAAAAGCCGAAUGACAUCCCAGCUCCUGGAACAUACAGUCCUGAAAAAGUAAAUCUGAAUAAGGGACCAGAGUAUAGUUUAUAUGGAAAAGGUCCAUCAGAGAAGCCAAACGAUAUUCCAGCUCCUGGAACAUACAGUCCGGAAAAAGUGAAUUUAAAUAAAGGACCAGAAUACAGUUUGUAUGGAAAAGGUUUAUCAGAAAAGCCAAAUGAUAUUCCAGCUCCGGGAACAUACAGUCCUGAAAAAGUUAAUUUAAACAAAGGACCUGAAUAUAGUUUAUAUGGAAAAGGUGCUGCGGAGAAACUCAUUGAUACUCCUGCUCCGGGAACCUAUAGCCCUGAAAGAAUAAAUUUAAACAAGGGACCAGAAUACAGUUUAUAUGGUAAACCUGCUCCGACAAAAAUGAGUGAAAAUCCUGCACCUGGAACAUAUAGUCCAGAAAAAUUGAAUUUAGAUAAAGGACCAGAAUAUAGUUUAACCGGAAAGGGUCCAUCUACAAAACCAAGUGACAUUCCUGGUCCUGGCGAAUACUGUCCGGAAAAAGCGAUGUUGAUGCUUGAAAAAGCAUUCCACUUCACUUUUGGCUUACGUUCACCAAUGGAAAGAUUGAACAGUAUUCCUGGACCUGGUGCUUACGAAGCCAUAAAACCAGAUGCAAUCAGAUCAAAAAGUCCAGCGUACAGUAUUAGUGCCCGAUUCCAAUUGCCAAAUGAUCAUUCACAAAAACCUGGACCUGGUGCUCACUGUCCUGAAAAGGUUCACUUGGACUAUCCACCAGCGCAUACUUUUGGAAUCCGUCAUUCACAGUACGUUUGUAAUUUAAAAGACGCAGUAUAUUAAUGUCAAGAAAGAAAAAAAAUCAACAAUUCGACUAAAGCUUUUGACAAAUGGACAACAAAUUACAUAGCCAUCUAUACUGAUGGUUAUGUGAAUUCAUUCUGAAAAAUUCAACCGGUGCUAAAUAUUUACUCCCUUCAAUAUUCAAGCAUCAAGUUUUUUUUUACAUUUACUUUAUCAUCUAUUUGACUGGAACCUCGAGGACAAUGAAAAAAUUACCAUUAAGCUAUAUAGUUGAUUAAUUUUAAUGUUGCCAACAAUACAAUUAUUAUAUCAUAUUCAAAAAAUACUACUACUUUUUGUAAUAUUGCUUUCUCAUAUUGAUGAGGUUUAAUUAAAUUGAAGUAUUCUUUCGCAGAUUUCAAUUGAAGAGAAUUUUUAUUUUCUUUGAAAAAGUUUGACGAAUUCUCCAAAAAAUAUAAUUGAACCUUUUAGUAUUAUUAAGAAAUAUUGUUAAUUUUAUUUAUUUCCUGUAACUAUAUAAAGGAACUUUUGAAUUAUGUAUUAACUUUCUGAUUUAUAAAUAGAAUCAAUUUUUACCAAUCUGAUCGAAUAUCUUUAUUCGAUGAUUUUUUUUAAUAAUUGUAGGAUCUUUUGCGGUUUUCUUACCUUUAAUUAUAAUUAAUUUUCGUAAAUGAAAAAAAGAUCCGCAAUAUAUUUAUAAACCUCAGAUAGCCUUAGUUGCUAACGGAAAUUAUUUUAUGAAUAGAGAAUUAUACUCGAUUUAAUUAACAAGAUUUUUGUGAAUUUUAAGACUCAUUUUAAUGAUUGAUUUGUUUAGUUUUAUUUAAUGUAAUUCAAAUUUUUCUUUAUCUUAACCAGUUUGUAGUUAAAUUAGUCGAUUUUCUAAUUAUUCUGUGAUUCUAAAUUAAUUUAAAUUCAGUUUAUCGUUAAUUUUUAGUACAAUUUGGUAUCCGGGAUAUUUAAUAAUCUGAAAUUAAAUGUAAUUUCAAUUUCAUCAUUAAUGAAUUUAAUUAUUUAUUAUUAAUUGUAUUUGAAUAGAAAAAUGUGGUUUUUAUUAAAUUCGCUGAUCCAUCUUUAAGUAUAACUUAUUUUUCAUUUAUAAAUAUAAUUUAAUUCUUGAUAAUUUCCGAUUGUUAUAAUUUUUUUAAUAUGAGAAAGCAAUAAAUAGCAUAACGUUGUUUGGAAAUUGACAAAAUUUUAUUUCAUUUAUAAGAUUAAAUUACAAUUGAAAAUAUAUUGAAUAUUCUACCUAUUGUUUCCAUAUCAAAAUAUCUAAAAAAAAUUUUAGUAAAAUAUUUGAAAAUAUUUUUUUAAAAAUAUGCUUUGUUUCAGCAAAAUUUUUCACCUUAUUUUAAAUUUUUAAUUUCAUUAGUCUUCAGUUUGUCAAACAGUUUUCCUUUUC